Pipistrellus kuhlii (Kuhl's pipistrelle) is the source of this 2823-nucleotide messenger RNA. RefSeq names its product transmembrane serine protease 2 (gene TMPRSS2). Lineage: Eukaryota; Metazoa; Chordata; Mammalia; Chiroptera; Vespertilionidae. The record is from RefSeq and is a predicted model, not a curated record. Gene Ontology annotation, biological process: protein autoprocessing. Gene Ontology annotation, molecular function: protein binding; serine-type endopeptidase activity. Bases 81 to 1559 code for a protein of 492 amino acids. Gene Ontology annotation, cellular component: membrane. The transcript is spliced from 14 exons.
GAAGGCGCUGGCCCGGGGUGGCAGGUCCUCUGGAACGUUCUGAACACCUCCCGCCGCCUGAUGCUGCGGACGAAGUCGGGAUGGCUUUGAACUCAGGAUUACCACCAAGUGUUGCACCUUACUAUGAAAACCAUGGGUACCAGCCCGAAAACCUGUACCCGCCACGGCCCCCUGUGGACCCCAGUGCCUACACGGUGUAUCCAGCUCCCUACUACCCGCCCACCGUGCCCCAGUACACCCCCAGGGUCCUGACGAACACCUCCACACCCGCCGUCCGCACGCAGCCCAAGUCCCCAUCGAGGAGACUGUGCACCUCAAAGACGAAGAAGGUGCUGUGCAUCGCCGUUGCCCUGCUGGCCGUGCUCGCCGGCGCGGUGGCGGCCGCACUCCUGCUCUGGAGGUUCACGGAGAACAGGUGCCUGGUGUCCGGGAUGGAGUGUGGCUCCUCGGGGACCUGUGUCAGCGCCUCCCUCUGGUGUGACGGGAUCCUGCACUGUCCCAGUGGGGAGGACGAGAACCAGUGCGUGCGCCUCUACGGCCCCAACUUCAUCCUGCAGGUGUACUCGUCCCAGAGGAAGUCCUGGCACCCCGUGUGCCACGACGACUGGAGCGAGAGCUACGGGCGGGCAGCGUGCCAGGACAUGGGCUACCGGAACAGCUUUUACUCCAGCCAGGGCAUAGCGGACGACAGCGGGGCCACCAGCUUCAUGAAGCUGAACACCAGCGCCGGCAGCACCGACCUCUACAAGAAGCUGUACCACAGCGACGUCUGUUCUUCAAAAACGGUGGUUUCCUUACGCUGUAUAGAGUGCGGGGUGAACUCGAAGAUGGGCCGGCAGAGCCGGAUCGUGGGCGGGUCCAGUGCCGCCCCGGGGGACUGGCCCUGGCAGGUCAGCCUGCACGUGCAGGGCGUGCACGUCUGCGGAGGCUCCAUCAUCACCCCCGAGUGGAUCGUGACGGCCGCCCACUGCGUGGAGGAGCCCCUGAACCACCCCCGGAACUGGAUGGCCUUCGCGGGAAUCCUGAGGCAGUCGGCCAUGUUCUACGGAAACGCGCACCGCGUGGGCAAGGUGAUCUCCCACCCGCACUACGACUCCAAGACCAAGAACAACGACAUCGCGCUGAUGAAGCUGCAGACGCCGCUGACCUUCAACGACAACGUGAGGCCGGUGUGCCUGCCCAACCCCGGCCUGAUGCUGGAGCCCAGGCAGGCCUGCUGGAUCUCCGGCUGGGGGGCCACCUACGAGAAAGGGAAAACGUCAGAUGUGCUGAACGCGGCGAGGGUGACCCUCAUCGAGCCGGCGCGGUGCAACAGCAGAUUCGUCUACAACAACCUGGUCACGCCCGCCAUGCUGUGCGCCGGCUACCUGGCCGGCAGCGUGGACUCCUGCCAGGGCGACAGCGGCGGCCCCCUGGUCACGUUGAAAAGCAGCAUCUGGUGGCUGAUCGGGGACACGAGCUGGGGGUCCGGCUGCGCCAAGGCGAACAGGCCGGGCGUGUACGGGAACGUGACGAUGUUUACAGACUGGAUCUACCGACAAAUGAAGGCAAACAGCUGAUCCGUCCGGCCUUGUCCUCGACGCCGGUUGACGAGGCAGCGAGGGGCUGGUUUUCCCUCUCUGUGCUGGUGUUUGUGAGCGAUGACGCAGAGGUCCUUUCGUUUUGAUUAAACCGUGAACUUGUCCGUCUCUGGCAGUCUCCACAGUGCUGAUCAGGCCACGGUGGCUCCUCCCCGGGCCCUGCUCCCCGAGCUUCUGUCCAAAGGGGGUGACCGCCCGGGCGGGCUGGGUGUGUCGUCUCCGGCCAAGGGGCAGAGGGCUGGAGCCUGCCUCCCCGCAUCUUCCUCUGAGCCCGUCCGGGGGGUGCCCUGGGGCUGGUGACCGCUCAGCUGUGGACGGUUAGAGGUGGGAAGGGUGCCUCCCUCUGGGCCUCUGCUAGGGAGGCCGCUGGGAAGGCCGGGGCCCGUCUUCCCACAGGCGUUCCCACUCACCAGGUCUGACUGACUUCGGAGCAGCCCCGGGCGGUGGCUGGAAACCCAGGGACCCGCCCUUCAUGGGGGGGGGGGGGUGACUUGAUGGUCCCUUGAAGGGGCACGGAGACCUUUUUUCUUCUUGUGAGGGAGAGGGCCGACAGGGCCCUUGGAGCCUGCAGCCAUUAAGACUAAUCACGGGAAAUCGAGGUUCCUGGGGAAAUCAGGGAUGUGUGAUUCAGCGGCGCUGUCUGCCCGCACCGUCUCCACGUUACCGCUACCUCAGUGCGCACGGAGGCCCCACGGGGACGCUCCGGGCCAUCGCCAUGCCGGGCCCCCGGACCUGUGGGCCUUGCCGAGGGGGAGCCGCGGCCAGGAGGAGCCGCCUUCCCGGCACCGGCGCCCGGCCUCACACUCCGGGAAGGCGUUCGCUGAAGAGCAGCACGCGCUUGCGGCGAAGAAGAGGUGUCUUUUGGACUCGGGGUGCGGCCCCUCCCGGACCCUGGGGGUCCCCUGGAAGGAGGGGCCCCGCUGGACCUGCUGGGGAGGCCAGUGCGCAGCCAGCACGCUGGUUUCCAGGAACAGAAGGAUCCAUCUGCUGGGACUUGACCUUGGGGGGCAGGUUGUGCUCUUCUCAGGAUGCUCGCUCCUCGGCUCCCGGGGCAUCGGCGUCCGGAGGUCUCCCAGGCCCGCGGCACUGAGGCUCCCGGCUCCUCUCGGGGAGCGCCCGUUCUUCCUUUCCUCCUAUUUAUGUGACCCCCCGUCUGUCUUGUUUUGUAUCCUUUUUUUUUUUUUUUAACUGUAAAUUGAACUGUGAAAUGUUGUACAAAUAAAUUAUGCUCUUUUUCCAAAUA